Caenorhabditis angaria is the source of this 980-nucleotide messenger RNA. The record is from the annotation of a GenBank genome assembly. Lineage: Eukaryota; Metazoa; Nematoda; Chromadorea; Rhabditida; Rhabditidae.
AUGAUACCUUUACUAGCCGCUCUUCUUUUCCGGAUAUGUAAGUUUUAAUUAUUUAAUUGUUUCAAAAGAUAUAACUGUUCUUAUUAGGCUUUGCUCAAAAAUAUGGAGGUGACGAACCGUUAGUUAUUCCUGUUAAAGGACCUCAGGCUAUGUUUCCUGCUUUAAUCACAGCUGAUAACUUUCCUCUUUUUCCAUUCACCGAUCAAUUCAAUACGGGUAUCGAGAUAAAUCCCGCGAAUAAAGUUGUAAGUUGACAAUUAAAUAGUACAUAACUGAAAUGAAUAAUUUACUUGAAGAGUUUGGCUGGUGAUAUGAUUGUUCCUAUUCCUGGUUGGGGUAAUUUCGAUGUUGAUGGAAAUGUCUAUUUUGGCCACAUUAAUGCAGACGUGAAAGUUGGUUACCAAAUCAGACCUACAAAUCACUUAAAUAUCAAACCAGAGACUUUGGCUCUACUUGGACAAAACCCUGCAUUCAGAGAAGCUCGAAGUAAGUUUACUAUAAUUCAGAAAAUGUUAUCAAGCUAAUAAAUUACAGAGAAAGCGAAGGAAGUCAUCGUAGGGCGUGUUCCUUAUGGAUAUGAACCUAUUAAAUGUAAACCACCAUAUUGUAAUCCUUUCGUUCACCAUGCUGGAGUGGGAGUUGAAGUUGAACAGGGUGACGAUACAUUCUUCAUUGGUGGUGUUGAUUUUCCUAUGCCUCUUGGUGAAAAUGGUGCUGGUGUGCGAUUUCCUCUUUCUGGAGCUGUUGAACAGGGAACCUCCCCAUAUGCUUAUGCUCACGGAAACGCUUUUAACCCUGUAUCGCCAUUCGAUUUUAGAAAAAUCGAUAGUGAUGAUGUUAAGCCGGAUUGGGCGUAUGUGCCAGGAACUAGAAGGAAGGCUCCACCAACAUUCGGAAGUUCUGCAUCCGCAAAAUCGCGGAUGACAGAAGAUGAUAAGAAGAAAUUUUAUAAAAAGUUUUUCGACAAAAUGCCUCAAUGA